UCUCAUCUUCAUUUCUGUAUUACGUUUACGAAUACGAUACCAAUACAUAUUAUAGCUUAUAGCUCUCUAGGUCUAGAGCUAUCGGCCUUUCGGGUGGAAUUGUAUUGUCUUCGUCUCGCAUUCUCAACAGUUUGCGCAAUGAAUUCGGAUAAGUUGCGGUAUAAACGACUACGAUUUGUUACUAAUAAUUUUAUACAACAUAAAUUUAUAUAAAUAACAAAACAAAAAAGUGAAUAAACGAUCAAAAAUAAAAGAAACUCAAGCAAUAUAAAACCGAAAACAACUCAAUAUUAAAAUAAAUAAGCAAAUAAAACCAUCUUUGUAAAAAAACAAAACCUAAAAAACAGAAACAAAAAACAGCAAAAAUGUGGAAGUUUUUACAGAUAUAUCAGUUCUUUACAAUUUUGAAUUUGUUCUUAAACUAUGGAUUAACGUCUGGAAAAUUUACUAACGAGAAUGACGACGAUUAUUUAUCACAGAAAGAGCACGUUCUUGAAAAGUCAUAUCAUGGUCUAAUAAGAGAGAACGAAACUAUAGUUGAAAUAACUCCACUUAUCAAAGUUGACGAAGAAAAAAUUUGUGAUUUUCGUAUACUAAAGAAGCCAUAUCAUGAAAUACCAUUUCAAAUUGAAUUGGUUAAUAACCUUGGUAUCUUAAAAGCUCGUAGAAUACUUAACUGUGAGAAACGCAAGAGCUAUCAUUUUGAAAUUGUUGCCAUAUUCUGUGAUAGUACACAUUCAGCAAGUGCAACCGUUCAUAUUUCUGUGAUUGAUAUCAAUGAAUAUGCACCGACAUUUCUGCAGCCAUCAUAUGUAACAGAAGUAGACGAAGGUCGUUUGUAUAAGGAAAUAAUACGAGUUGAGGCAACAGAUAAAGAUUGUACACCUCUUUUCGGUGAUGUUUGCAAAUAUGAAAUUCUUAACAACGAUCAGCCUUUUACAAUCGAUAAUGAAGGUUCGAUCAAAAAUACAGAUCCUUUGUCACAUAAAGUAUCGCAUAAUCAUAUACUGUCUGUGGUGGCAUAUGAUUGUGCCAUGAAGGAAUCAGCACCAAUAAUGGUUAGCAUUAAAGUGCGGAGGGUAUGUGAAGCACGUUUGGUUGGAAUACCCGAGCGUAUCGAUUAUACGGCCAGUUCCAUAGAAUCGCUUUCCUUAUUCCCAAAUGCCCGUUUUGAGUUGUGCGAUAUGUAUUGCAAUGGUGAAGGCAUGGGCAUUCGAACGUCGAUUGCUUUAAAGACGAAGCACAUAUCUUUUGGCUGCGAUCGUGACAUAACAAACUGCACACCCGGCUACACGCUGGUCGAUCUUCUUCCCCGUGGUACAGAAUGGACAAAAGAUCUGAGUUAUGAUGAGGGCUUUGAGCCAGUUUUCCAUUUUGAUGGCUCAUCAGGUGUUGUUGUGCCAGAUAGCUUGGUGCAGCGGCAUGAUUUUGCAUCGCGGCCAUUCAGUAUUGUGACUAUAUUCAGACAUUUCAGCCUGUCGACAUCUAAUAAACAUGCCAAAGAGCAUAUAGUGUGCAGUGCCGAUGAUCACAAAAUGAAUCGGCAUCAUAUGGCCCUGUUUGUUCGGAAUUGUCGGUUGAUUUUACUUUUGCGCAAGAAUUUCAAUGAAGGCGAUUUAAACAUAUUCAGUCCAGCUGAAUGGCGCUGGAAGAUACCACAAGUGUGUGACAACGAAUGGCAUCAUUAUGUGCUCAAUGUUGACCAAUCCAAGGUCGAACUUUAUAUUGAUGGUUCGAAAUUUGAAAAUUCGGUCGAAGACCGUCAUAGCAAUCCAGAGGUUAUUGACGAUUGGCCUUUGCAUGCGGCACAUGGUGUAAAUACUACAUUAACUGUUGGCGCAUGUUAUCAGAGUUCAGAAAAUCGUCUUAAACACGGGUUCACGGGUGACAUUUCCGAAAUCAAGUUAUCAUUGAAUAAGGUACUUUCCAGUGAGGAUGUGAAGUGUGGUACCAAUUGCGCUGAACAUCUUGUACCUCCUCCCGAAAAGUUGCUCGAAGCCGAUCAGCAAGUACAAUCGAAUUCUCAACUUAAUGAAAUCUAUAUUGAAGGCAGCAACAAAGAAAACAUCGAAAGUCUAUUGCAGAAAAUUCAAUACAUCAACUCGAAACAGAACCCAACAAUUGGCAGAAGAAAUAUAGAGGUACGAACAACAAUUAUGUGCAUUAAUCAAAGUGCAAUUCGUUUGCCUACCGUUGAGACCUACAUUAUGGUAAAUGAACCUAACUCUAUGGUUGCCGCUGCUGCCUCGACCAAAGAUCUCCCAGAACUUCAAAAGAUUAUCAGCACUAGUAGUAGUGCUAGUUCAAAUUCAGGAAUUGCAUCCAGCACUGAAGAGCAACAAAAACCAUUUUCAGAAGAGGACAAAUCUAAGAUUGUUAUUACUGGUAACUCAAACCAUCUAGUGUCGUAUCCGGAAAUAAAGCAAGGCGUUCGAAUUUUGGGGAAUAUAAAUAUAACCAUUAUGACCGGGGGUCAUAUUCUUCAUAAUAUGCAGAGCCUUGACUCAUGUAGUGUAAUUGUUUUUCCUAGCUUGAAUCCCGACCACGAAGAGAUCGAAGUUGAUGGUGAUGAAUCACUCUCUUCAACUUUAGACAUCAAAACAAACAUUAAUAAAGAUGGCGUCGAAAUGAUUGGCUACGAUACAACAUCAAAUUAUUUAGACGUUUUGAAAGCCCUAGUUUAUAGCAACAAAAAGCCAGCUUAUUAUUUAAAUAGGGUUUUCAAACUAUCAUGUUCACAAUUGAAUUCACAAUUCAAGAGCGCCGAAUUUACACUCACACUUACUGUAUUACAUCCGAAGCAGAGUAUUACAACAACGACGCCGGCACCAAAUAAUCUUGCCAUGCAACCACUUCAACAGCAAUAUGAUUCCAAUAUGUUUGCACAUGCAAUGAUUCAUUCGCACGAUGUCCAAGAGCCCAAAUCUCGGGUGCAUGCCAUAACGCACCACACAGCUAAUUCUCAUCCAACAAUGUUGAUCAUCCUUAUAUGCGUGUUUUUCGUCAUCCUUCUCUGUGGAGUAUCAAUUGCGCGCAUGAGGAACAGCAAUCAUAAAUAUAUUGAUAGGCACCAGCCUUGUCCUAAGAUCACAGACGAAAGUUUAGUCUGGGAUGAUUCAGCACUUACAAUCACCAUCAAUCCAAUGCAAAAUGAUGUUAUUUCUGAAGAUAGCUCCGAUUCGGAAAAUUCCGAUUCAGAAGAUGAAGAAGUUGUAAAUGGUAAAUAUCAAAACGUCAGUCAACUGGAGUGGGACAAUUCUACAAUGUAAAUAUACUAAAUCUAAAAUUAAAAAAUAAAAUAAAAAACUUAAUUAUGUAUAAGAAAUUAAUACAAAAAGUAAAGGCAAACAACAACAACAAAAUGUAAAACUUUUUAAGACACAUAUUUUAAACGUUGAAUGUUCAUACGUACUACAAUAAUUGUGUGUAUGUUUAUUUAAUAUAAAGAAAAGUAUAAUAUAAAAUAAGAAGAACAACUUGACCGAAAAUAUAACAUUUUAGAAAGAAAAAAAAAGAACAAAAGCAAAAAACAAUAAAUGCAAAUAAGCUUACAAAAAAGCAAAAAUUAUAUAAACAUUAUUUAGCUUGUAUAAUUAUAUUAUACACACAGGGUGACACAUCAUUAACACAUUAAUAAACACGGAAUUACUCAAAUGUUAUGUACUUAUAAAAUAAUAAUAUUUGAUUUUAAAUUAUUUUUGUAAAAUAUAAAAAGCUAACUUUAUAUGCAGGAACAUAAAACAAAUUAAACAACAAUGCUUAUUUUAUGAGAAAAAUAAAAACUUAAACACAUAAUACACAAAUUCAAAAGUAAGCGUCCUUUAAACUGGCUAUGUAUUUUUCGUACUAGAUUAUUUAUUUGGAAAUGUUACACUGAAGGUCUUUAACAAAACUUUUAAAAAUACUCUAGUUGAACAAUUUAGUUAUGGAAGUGAUAACUAAAAGGGUGUGACGGACAAGACCGAUGGAUUUUGAAAGACUUGAAACAGGAAACGGGGUUGAACUUUUAAUACAAAAUUUACGAUGACGCCUUUUAAAUAUUGCGAAUGGUUAAAAUAACUCCAACCUGAAGUUUAACCUCAUACAACGCCAGUAAAAUUAAAUAUCUUAAGUUAGAAAGUAUUAAUCGUCUUUAAUUAGCACCACAUACAAAUAAAAAGGUAUCAACGUAAGAAUAUAAAUUCCGUAAAAUUGAGAUUUUUUUUAAAAUUAAUAUGAACAACAUUUUCAAUAAUUAAUACGUUCUUAUGAUUUUUAUUUAUUUGUUUUAAAAUUUGUCACUAUACCAUUUAAAAAAAUGCUUUUAAACCAAAACUAUCUUAAAAAUAAUGAAGUACAAAUUUUUUUUUAAUAUUCUGAAUGGCUAUAAUAAUAAAAACCUAACAAAAAUUAACAAAGUGACAUAUUAAAAAAAAGACACCACAAACUUUUAAUUUAAUAACAAAGAGAUCUAGAAAAUGGCCCCUUCAAAAAUUUUGCAAAAAUUGUGUGCCCAUAUUAUUUAAGAACAAAGUAAAGCAAUUUAACAUCUUAAAGUAGAAUGCACUACCAAAAUAUCUCGUAUCUUCAUUAAUUAUUUUCAUAUACAUUUUAUUUUCAAGUUAUUCGCUGCCAAUAGCAUAAUCCCUAACAUGCUUUACACUUCAGUGUUAGAGUCUAAAAACAAUAUUGGUAACAAGUAAAACUUAAAACAACAUACGAAUCGAACAUAUAAUAACAACAAUUUGUUCUUAAUUGUUUGAUGUUAUGCUCCAAGGUAACUCGAUAACAAAUUCUUAGGAAAAUUAUAUUCAAACAGUUUCAAACUUAAAAUUGUGUACCCAUUCACCAUAUCUUGUAGGAAUUAUAAGAGUAAUAUAGUGUUUAAAAAAUUAUUUGUAUUGCACUGUCUUUGAGUUGUGUCUGCAAUAAAAUGUUGCCGUAUAAACGGUUUAAUAAAAAUGGUUUAUAAAUAUGAAAUUUGGCAAUGCAUUCUUGUCAAGCGGAAUUGGUUUGUUUUUUAUAUUAUCUUUAUGAGCGAUCGAAAAAUAUCUUUAUAUUUGUUUGUAUUGCAAAAAUGUAACUUUCUUUUGCUCAUAAAGACCAUAAAAACAUAUAUAUGUAUCAUUUAUACAUAUAUGAGGGUGACUUUCCGCAACCGUUUUUGUUUUCGUUCCCAUACUGGAAAUUAAAAACAAAUCAUUCUUGAAAAUUGGAGCCCUUAACAUUAAUAUUAAGAACUCUUAAAUAAGAUUUCAAGUAAACUUUUCCCUUUUUCUUUUAAUUUCUAUAGCCCGACGGUAUUUCAUAGUAUCAUUUUGCCAGUGAAAGGUUUCUCUCAAAUGAAAGUGUUAAUCGCGGCUUGUUCUUUACUUUCAAUGGGGUAGAGUACGGGUCACUUAAGCUUAAUCUUUCAUAAAGUUCUUAGAAACGUCCCCAACACAAACAAAUUAAUAUUUUUCGAAAUAUUUUUUGUUUAAGUGUAGCGGUUUGGUGCUGAGGACUUGGCAUGUUCUUUCACAAAGGAAUUGCCAUUUAUAAGAAAGCUAAAAUCAGUGAAGAAGUCCGUACUACUUAGUUACUGAUAGUUAAGGAUUGGUUUCAAUUCGGAGAUGAACCCUUCACUGAAAAAGAUGGUACUCUCAAAUACCGCCAAGCUAUAGAAAAUUAAGAAGCCUUAAAAUGCCGUGGACUAAAUAUUGAUAUAUGUAUGUAUAAAGGGCUCAAAUAUUCAGGAAAUUUUUUUUUAAUAUUCCCAGCAAGGGGACAACAAAUAAAGUUGAGAAAAAAGUACUCGAAUAUAUAGUAUAUAUAAUAAAUAUAUACAUUGGAUAUAAUAUUAAAAAUAAAAAACAAGUAGUAUAUAACAUCAAAUUCAUAUUUUAGAAAAUCCAAUUUUUCCUCUCACUAUAUACACAGCUUGCGAUAAAUGAAGUGCUUUUCUUGAUUUACCAUUCAAAUGUAUAAAAAUUUAACUAUAAUACAAUAAAAAAUGAAAAUGAAAAAAAAAUAAAAAUAUAAAUCAAUGAUGAUGGUUCAUCAUUGGAAAAUAUUAUAAAAUUUAUGAAAGAAAAAAUUUGCUUAGGACAUACAAAAAUUAAUAAUAAAAUUAUGUACAAGAAGAAAAGAAAUGCUUUUGUUUGUGUUUAUUUUUCUAUUUAUUUUAAAGUUUAUUUUUAUAAAUUUGUUUGUUUUUUAUUUUUUGUAUUUCUUAGAAAUUAAAUUUAUUUAUCUUUUUUUUUUUUGUUAAACAAAAUAUAGUUUUAAACAAAAUGUACCCGCAUAGAUAUAGUGUUUUCUCAUUUUUUAAUAUAAGAGAAACAAAUACAUAUAUGCACUGCAUAUAAAUAUAUUAAAAAGAAAUAAAUAGCUUAAGCAUUACUAUGAACACACAAAUACAAAAAGCGUUUUAAAAAGAACUGUUAGAUAAAUAUGAAACAAAAGAAAUAAAGUAAAAAUAUAUAUUAAAAAGUGAGUAAAUUAAAAAACAAAAAAUAAUAUUGUAAUAAAUGUAUAGCUGGACCUAUUUAUAUGUGUUUCACGAUAAAAACAAAAAAAAACUUUAUAUCCCUAAUUUGUUUUUUAGCAAAAUAACAAAAAACAUAUAUAAAAUAUAACAACAUGUAAAGCUUUCUGCUUGUCUAUUAGUUUAAUAUUAAUCAUUGUUCUAUACACCUGCUAUGUGAUAAUACCACUACUAUUAACACUUUUUUUAACUUUGCGUAUUUUAAUAAAUUUUUGUUUUAUUUUGGUGUUUUUAAAUUGUACUGGGUUAUGAUUACACUGUAGUUAGAUUUAUUCACCUUAAACCCUUAUAUAUUUUGUUUUUUUUUUUUUUUUUUUGUUGAAUUAAUGGUAAAGGAAGUUAUGCACGCAACAUAAACAGGACAGUUUAGGGCAGACAUUUUUUGUUCUUAUUAUUGUUCCACUAUAUGUUUAAAAGAAAACUGAAAGAGGGAUCAUAGACUUACGAACAUAGAAAUGAAUUUGUCUCCGAAGGAAAUGAACAAACAUAAAAAGUAUAUGUGAUUGUUCAAAAACAGCUUGUGAAGGAUAAAGAAGAGAUAUGAAACUUGAAACGAAAUUAUAAAAGUCAGCGGAACUGUGACUAAAAAUUUAUUGAAUUUUUGCUAAUCGGUAAUCAAACAGUAUACUUCUGGUUAAGAUAGUUAAACAUUUAACUUCUCUUAAAUUAAGCUGUGUUUAUUACAAAAGUCCUAAAAGUAUUUGGGAUAUUAAUAGGAAAUUUUGUUUUUAAACCCUGACUCGAAAAAAUAUACAUUUUGAACUUGAAUAAAAUCCACAGUAAAUUUGUAGAGAAAAAAACUGAUGAAAAUAAUUAUGACAUCAAAAUAAUUCGCGUCAGUCCAAUUUAUUAUAAUUUUGGAAAUUACCUGAUUGAUAAUAAACAGUUUGCAUUGUGAACAAGGCUUCACGCUGUUUCAUUUUAAAAUGUUACUUACUUGGACAAGAUUUUCAACUCUAUCACAUUUGCCAGUCCUUCCGCUGGUUUUUACUAGUUACUUAUUCAUAAUAAUUGUACGUAUUUCAUAAACAUUCCAAUUUAAACCACAUGCCUCAAUUUUAAUAUAAUAUUUAAUUUUGAACUCCUUUGAAAAAUUGUCCAACAAAUAUUAUAAACAAUAUUAUGAUUUUUUUCUUUGCUAUUUUAUACAAGUAUUCAGUAUGUCAAAAUAGACAAUAAAACACAUCAAACCUAGGAAUAAUUUGCAUAUUGAUGAAAAUUGAUACAGAAACUUAUCCUCAUUUAAAACAAGUUAAACAAGUGACAAAAAGCAUUUGUCAGACAUUUUUAAAAUUUCGAUAAUUUCUUACACCAAUUUUUUGUUGUGUUGCUUGUUUAAGAAAAAAUCUUGCCACUGUUUGUGGACAGUUACAUAUUUAAUAAAUAGCUUUACAAUAUUUUUGAACAAUGUUGCCAUUUGAACAUUAAUAUGGAAAAAGUUAAAUUUAAAAUUUUCCCAUUUCAUGAACAAAAAUGUAUGUUUUCUGAUAUAAAAAAAACAAUAAAACUAAAGCUAUACCUGAAGCGCUUUUAGAUAAAAGAAACAGUUCAGGCACAAUAAGCGAAAGUUCGAAAAUUUCUAAACGCUUGACCGUACAAAAAAGUCACUGAAGUUAUUUUGUUGUACAACUCAUGAUCUGCGAAGUUUAUCUAAAAACAUACAUUUUUUACAAAAACUUAAAUAAUUUUGUAUGUUCACUUGCGAUUUUUGGAGACUUGUUGGUAAUGAGAGUCACAGUGUCAAUACCAAUUUUAAUCGAUGUGACUAGACUAAAACUGUAUAUAUUUUAAAGAAAGGGGUUGACCUUAUAUUAUUUUUUAACAAACCUGUUAGGGUUCUUAAUGAAUUUUUGAAAAACAUCUACUUUCUAUAAUUCUUUGUAAGUUUUUGUUUGGUUAUAAUUAAAGUCUCGCUUUUAAUUAUAUUUAAAAUAAUAUACCCCUUUUGAUACCAUCAUCCGAUUGAUUUUACCGCUUUUCAUUAUUAAGCUAUACAUUCAAAUGGUCUUCUCAUAAAAAUAUUUUUCAUGGGUGAAAUACCGCGACCAAUUACGAAAAAUAUAAGAACUUAACCACAGAAACAUAGUCGGUGUCAAAUUUAAAAAUUGCACUUCUAAGUCAUUUUCAAUGCAUAAUUCGAAGUUAUCAAUCAAUCGAUGUAGCCGCCAAUAUAGAACUGUAAUUGGAAUGUUAACUGGCAAAUUUGGCCUUUGACUAAAGUUUCAUUGUUAUUGAAACCCGUUUUUGACUUUAAGUCGUAAGAUAAAACGUUUCUCUGAGAAUUGUUCAAGAUCAUUGAACGGCGCCAGUUUUAAUAAAACCAAACAAAUUGUGAGUACAAAAUGACGCUUCCCAAAUUACAUAAAAGUAAUUACAAUUGAGUGUCAAAAUUAAAAUCUAUUUAAGAAACGUUUUGUUUUUUUCCAGAGGGAAAUGGUCUGAUCAUUUACUGCAAAUAUAUUCUGACUGUACGAGAUAGGCCUUAACAAGUGCAGCACAUCUCGGUCAAAGAAAACAAAGUUAAGAAAUGAAUAGUAUUUGAUUUAUUCUGCAUCGAUUGGAACAGCAAAAAAGGAAUAGCGUUUAGAAAUGUCAUCGAUGAGAAAAAUUCCGAAGAAAAUUUCUUCAACGAUAGCCUAUAAAAUCCAUUUUACUUUAAAGUGAGAAAUUUUCGAGUGGUUGUAGUUAUUCAACCUAUUUCUAGUGGAGUUCGGAAUAUAAAGAAGAACAAAUUCUUAAAUCCAGCUUAUUAAGAUUUCUCUCUCUUUAACUUUAAAAAAGCGUUAUCUUUUAUAAUGCUAUAACAUUAAGGUACUACGUGUAUAUCGAAAAAAGCAAUAAAUAUCACCGUAUACCUGCAUUUAAAUUGACCGUAAGUAUUAUAUCUCUUCCAAUUCCAUAUGGUGUUUCUAUUCAUAGUUGCAAAAAUCGGUCAAUCUAAACGCUAACUAUCGGAUGUCAAUUUUGAAAGUUUUUUUUUAUUAUAUUGUUUGACUUAUUUAGUUUAAAAAAAUGUGCAAUUAUUAAUACUUGUAAUGCUUUAGCAUCACUUUCAUUUCCGCUCUUGUGUUGCCAUUUCCUUUUUAUUCUAAUAUGUUUCAUUUCUUCAUAUUAAGUUUAACAAAAAAAAUACAAAUCAUAUCAACUUGGGACAGAUACGAAAUCACUGAUUGCUAAGUUUUAUUUAAAGAAAGUGAACUUCAAGUUUUAUUUUCAUAGUUUUUGUCACACUUUCUCUUUUCUGCAUUUUAUUGCAAACAAGGUGUAGUAUAGUAUCUUUUUAUCUGAUGUCUAGCUAAACAAAAAAAAAAACAGAACAAUCAAAAAAAUUAUUACACAGAAAAAACGCAAUUCCAAAAUAUAAUUUAUUAUAAAAUAUAUAUAUAUAUAUAUAUUAUUACGAAUAUCUCGAAAAAGAAAAUAAUUAACGAAACUAAACGAAAGCAAAAAUUAUGAGAAAAAGAAAAAAACCGUCCAACUGGUCAAAAAGCUUAAGGGGGAAAUUUAAGUAAAUAAUAAAAUAAAUAUAAAUAAACAUACAAAAACCAAA
Molecule: messenger RNA, 10055 nt
Organism: Eupeodes corollae
Lineage: Eukaryota; Metazoa; Arthropoda; Insecta; Diptera; Syrphidae
Gene: Cals
Product: calsyntenin-1
Exons: 11
Coding region: 366-3269 (967 amino acids)
Biological process (GO): positive regulation of synapse assembly; homophilic cell-cell adhesion; positive regulation of synaptic transmission
Cellular component (GO): cell surface; postsynaptic membrane
Molecular function (GO): kinesin binding; calcium ion binding; amyloid-beta binding
Source: RefSeq, a predicted model, not a curated record